This is a messenger RNA of Grammomys surdaster, 3136 nucleotides long. RefSeq names its product interferon alpha and beta receptor subunit 2 (gene Ifnar2). Lineage: Eukaryota; Metazoa; Chordata; Mammalia; Rodentia; Muridae. Bases 302 to 1837 code for a protein of 511 amino acids. The record is from RefSeq and is a predicted model, not a curated record. Gene Ontology annotation, molecular function: interleukin-22 receptor activity; protein binding. The transcript has 9 exons.
UCGGGCCCCGCGGCUGGGAACCCUUGGCCUCCUGGCGCCUGCGUGGUCUAGCUCCAGACCAGGGGGAAUCUGGCCGCAAGCGGAGGCUCUCCGGGUCACGGGGCACCGGCCGCCACCCCGCCGUCCCUCCCGCUUUGGGCCUGGGUCGGCUCCCUCCUGCCUCCACUGCUCGCCAGCGGUGCGCAGCUGCGCCUGGUGCCCAGAGCAGCUCGGAGGUGGCCCGAGGACAUCCCAGAGGGGGAUCCAUGAGACCCGGCCGUUCAGGUGUAAGAGCAGAUAAAGGACUUAAAAACUAAGCAGGAUGCUUUCAAAGUGUGCCGUCUCUGCCGCUGGCUUCCUUAGCUUGUGUCUUGUGGUGUUCGUGAGCCCAGAGACGAAGUUACCGACUGCUUUUGAGGAGUAUCCAGAUGAGCCUUGCGUUAUAAAACUGACAAUACGACGUUUCCGGCUAAUUUUAUCCUGGGAAUUAGAAAACAAGCCCAGCUCACCAGCUAACUACACACUCUGGUAUACGGUCAUGAGCAAAGAUGAAAAUCUGACGAAGGUUGAGAACUGUUCAGAUAUCACGGAGUCAUCGUGUGAUGUGACAGAUGAGUGGCCGGAGGGCAAGGAGAACUACUACGUCAUCAUCGUCAUAGUGCACAGAGGGGACGCCAUGGCGUGCCACUGCUCAGACUACAUCUCGCCUGAAGAUGCUUCUCUUGAGCCCCCAGAAUUUGAGGUUGUUGGCUUCACAGACCACAUAAACGUGAUGCUGGAAUUUCCACCUAUCACUUCCAAGGUAAUCCUGGAAAAGCUGAUGUCUACAUCCCUCUUCAUCAAAGAACAGACAGAGGACAGCUUUAGGAUGCACAAGCACAAAAUGAAAAAUGUUCCUGGGAACUUCACAUAUGUCCUUAGAGACUUACUUCCAAAGACAAACUACUGUGUAUCUGUUUAUUUUAAUGAUGAACCCGUAAGAGAAUCACCCUUAAAAUGUACCGUCCUUCAGCCUGGCCAGGAAUCAGGAUUAUCAGAAUCUGCCAAAGUAGGACUAGUUACUGGGUGCCUGAUACUGAUGGCUUGCAUGGGCACCAUCAUAGUGCUGAAACGGAUUGGUUAUAUAUGCCUAAAAGACAAUUUCCCCAAUGUCUUGAAUUUCCGUAACUUUUUAACCUGGAUAUUCCCUGAAUGGCCACCUUCAGAAGCUAUCGACCGGCUGGAAGUCAUCCCCAAAAAUACAAAGAAGAAACUGUGGAAUUACGACUAUGGGGACGACAGUGACAGUGACGAAGAGGUCCCCAAAGCAAGUGUCACUGGAUACACCAUGCAUGGACUGACAGGCAAGCCUCUGCAACAAACCUCUGACACCUCAGCCAACCCAGAGGAACCCCCACAUGAAGAGGACUCAGGUGCUGAGGAAUCUGCUGAAGCUGGGUCAGGAGCUGGAGCUGAGCCACACCUCCCCACAGAGGUGGAGGCGGGGCCUUCGGAAGACCCCAGUGGCCCCUAUGAGAGAAGAAAGAGUCCGCUCAAGGACUCCUUCCCUGAGGACAACAGCUCCAUGGAUGAGCCUGGGGACAAUGUUAUCUUCAAUGUGAACUUAAACUCUGUGUUUCUGAGAGUUCUCCACGAUGAAGACGCCUCAGAGACAAUCUAUCUCACAGAAGACACAGGCCUCCUAGAUGAGGGUCCCCACAGGACAGAAUCAGACCUUCAGAUAGCUGGUGGGGACAGGACACAGCUGCCCCACCCCAGCCUCUCUUCCCAGGGUCUAUGGACUGAAGACGGGUCAUCUGAAAAGACAGACACUUCAGAUUCUGAUGCUGAUGCAGGGGAUGGCUAUAUCAUGAGAUGACUCCAAAGUGGUUCGUUGACUGGAGCUGGGCACCUACAGGGUUCUCUUACAGCCUGACGUGAUGCCUUGUGGUCUCCAGGUGUCUGUGAAGGAGGGACUAGAGAACUCUACAGCCCUCAUGGUCCUUGCUGGAUGGCCUUCUCUAUGCAGAUUGCCAAUUUGGGCACCAGGAUUGUUUACAUGGGUCAUGAGCGUGACCCGCCCACCCUCUUUCCACUAAUGCACUAAGGUGGUUUGUGUUACAUUUCCCAAGGAACAGUGUUCAGUGUGGUUUUCAGAGGCAGCCAAGGCCUCCCAUCCCUGUGUUGUUUCUAGGAAAUGAUUAAAUUGGGGGAGAGAAAGAGAAAAGAAAAACUGGUCAAGCAGUGUUCAUCAGGACUCCAGGAAUGAACCUGAAAGGGGGCAGAAGGGCCAGAGGUAGGGCAGGCUGAGCUGGCUGCUGGCAGGGAGAAAGAAGUUAUCUGCACAAGGAAAGCCAGCAAGGCCUGAGCCCCCACUGUCUGGGCUCUUUCCAGAUGUAAAGAUCUGUCUUCUCUACUCUGGGAAGUUCCUUCACAGUCACCCAUUAAAAACCCUCACAGGUUUAGUGAGGAGGGGGAGAAGCCAUGUGAAUAAUUCUAGGUAGGACCCGACAAGUGACUCAGAGAGGAAUCUCAUGGCCAUAUUUUCUUUCUGCUUCACCUCUUUAACCUCCAGCUUCUCAAUUUAUGAAGUAAAGGGACUGAACACAUAAUCUCCAUCAUCAAGACUCAAGGGGAAGUGCCGAGCCUUGGGGGAGAUGCCCAGGGUGGAUGAAGGGUGUAGGAUCCUCCCAUCUUUACUCUUCUCACCCCAAAAUCAGUGUCUCACAUUUUUUUCUAUUCGAAGAGGAAUUAGUACAUGGGUCCUGGCUCAAAGGCUUCCAAAGGAUUAGCCACGUAGCCCCUGUAAAGCAAUUCAAAAGAAACCUUUGUCGAACUGACAUAAGAAAAAUCCCACAGGAAGGAGACCCUAUACACAGCAACUGUUUCUCUGCCCUACGAACAAAGCCACCCUCAUUCUCCGGUAGCAACGCUUUCUUUUAAGGUUUGCAUAAUUGCUGGGAGUUGGUUUUUUAGUGCUUGCACUUAGUUGUUGUUUUGUUGGUUGGUUGUUUUUAUUUUUUAAUUUUAUACGAUGUUUGAAAUUGUCACAGAGUAAUACAAAAGUACUUUUCAUAUAAGCUUCUAGUCUUUUUGGGUCGUUUCUCUCUAGAAUGCUUCCUACAGCGUAUGUGUGGUUCUGCUGCUGUUUCAAGAUUAAACUACUAGCUUUCUCUAA